GCUGGACGUUCGAUGGACCCUGCGCGGCGCCUCCGAGCCCUUCCUAGGCCUCUGUGCGGCCCAGAGCCUUUCCUGCAGGGUACUUCGCGUUGACGCACUAGUUCUUUCUUGGAGCUCUGUGCCGGAAGGGUAGGAGAGAAAGUACAGCCGCCUGCAGCUAACCUGCCUGCGCUUAGCCACUGCUCCCUCCUCGCCUCCAGUCACCUUCAGCUUUCCCUAACCUGCCUCCCGGCCUCCGCUGGUUUUCCUGGAACCGCAGGUGACCAUUCUGUUGCAAGGCCUCUAAUUUUAAGAAGACAAACAUGGCAUCCAGCAGUCAGAGAAAAAGAAUGAGCCCUAAGCCUGAACUGACUGAAGAACAGAAACAGGAAAUCCGGGAAGCUUUUGAUCUCUUUGACGCUGAUGGAACUGGAACUAUAGAUGUCAAGGAACUAAAGGUUGCAAUGAGGGCCCUGGGCUUUGAACCCAAGAAAGAAGAAAUCAAGAAGAUGAUAAGUGAAAUUGAUAAGGAAGGGACAGGAAAAAUGAACUUUAGUGACUUUUUGACAGUGAUGACUCAGAAAAUGUCCGAGAAAGACACCAAAGAAGAAAUCCUGAAAGCUUUCAAGCUCUUCGAUGAUGAUGAAACUGGGAAAAUAUCAUUCAAAAAUCUGAAGCGUGUGGCCAAGGAGUUAGGCGAGAACUUGACUGAUGAGGAGCUGCAGGAAAUGAUUGAUGAAGCUGAUCGAGAUGGAGAUGGCGAGGUCAAUGAGCAAGAGUUCCUGCGCAUCAUGAAGAAGACCAGUCUCUAUUAAGAUCAGUGCUUCUUUUUCUACUGCAAGCACAUGUGACUAGAUUUAGUGCCUGCCAUUUUGUGAAAUAUGGCUUUUGAGAACCCCCCUCCCCCAACCUCUGGGGUAACUAGCCGUGACCUUGAAUCUAUUUUUGACUUUUGGAAGUUUCUUUGAUAUUAAGUUCUUUGUACCUUUACCUGCUGAUUGAUUCAACAGGGCAACACAAGAGCACACAGUGGGGAAAAGGGUCUGAGAGUGAGUGCAGCCACCCUGCCUUCCAUUACUUCACACUGCUCAUGCAUUUCACACAGCUGCAAACGUACCAUGGCUUCUUAGAUGUCCAUGUAUCCAUGUCACCGUAAGCAGUGGUUGUUUUAAAACUGUUUUAGUUUUUAGUAGACACCAGAGUGUAGUUUUUCCUCUCAUAAAACCUAAUGAAUGCUUGCUGUGGCAUUUGGAUGUGUGUUAAUGUAUUUGUUUUGUUCUAAAAAUAAAACCUUUCUUAAUUUAA
Molecule: messenger RNA, 1284 nt
Organism: Arvicola amphibius (Eurasian water vole)
Lineage: Eukaryota; Metazoa; Chordata; Mammalia; Rodentia; Cricetidae
Gene: Cetn2
Product: centrin 2
Exons: 5
Coding region: 303-794 (163 amino acids)
Biological process (GO): centriole replication; mitotic cell cycle; nucleotide-excision repair
Cellular component (GO): centriole; centrosome
Molecular function (GO): calcium ion binding
Source: RefSeq, a predicted model, not a curated record